Corythoichthys intestinalis (scribbled pipefish) is the source of this 2845-nucleotide messenger RNA. RefSeq lists its product as uncharacterized. Gene Ontology annotation, cellular component: nucleus. Gene Ontology annotation, molecular function: DNA binding; POU domain binding. NCBI's taxonomy places the organism in Eukaryota, Metazoa, Chordata, Actinopteri, Syngnathiformes, Syngnathidae. The transcript has 12 exons. The record is from RefSeq and is a predicted model, not a curated record. Gene Ontology annotation, biological process: regulation of gene expression. Bases 326 to 1594 code for a protein of 422 amino acids.
CAUAAAUAUUGCAUAUGUAUGCAAUAUGUAUGUCCAAAAUUACAACAUACAUAUUGCAUAUAUAUUUUCAAUAUGUAUGUUUUAAUUUUGGACUACCAUAUUAAACUUGAUUAUCAUUUUUAGUUGUUUUAAUGGAAGGCAUUUGAACAUAUUUGAGGUUGAUUACGUGAACGCAUGGAUGCAGUUGCUGGGCGUGGUUGGUGUCAGAUUACCAGGUAGGUACAAGUACUUAUCAACAAGCAGUCAUGUCAAGGUGAGCUGGAGAACCAGCUGGUGUGGGGACUUGACCAAUUUCGUCUAGAAACACAAAGCUUGUUCGGUCAAGAUGAGAGGACGUUACAAAAUGCUGGAGGGCAAGGAACGAGUGUACAGAAGAGCCAAAACCGGCGCUCAUCCAGUUUCUCAGCCGCGGGGUGCUGCAGUGCACAUUGCAGACUCGGAUACGCUCACCCUGAAGGCUGGUGAAACAAGUACAGUUCCAGAGCAUUGCAGUGAAGAUAAUAAGAAGGUAUAUCUUGGAGUACGUGUUAAAAUGCCUGUCAAGGAUCUGCUUCGGAACAUCCGUAUGGCCCAGGGCAGAGACCCACAAGAUCUUCAGAAUCUGCGCAGCAAAAGAGUUCAAGGGGACAAGAAACGAGUUAAAAUUCACACAGCAAAUCGAACAAGCAAGAGAAAACGCCCCACCAGUAGCCUGGAGGAGCUGGCAAUCAUUGUCGAAGUGUUGGAGGAGGAUCUGAGGACCGGCACCACAAACAGUUCCCAGAUUCAAAUUUCCUCUCUCAGCUCACCGGUGUCACCUGCAUACAGUUUUGAGCCAAAUGGCACAGGGUACAACAGUGAUGUGUCUGACGAAAUCAUCCCCAGCCCACCUUCCCAUACAAGUUACUCACCUGGGUUAGAGUACCACCAAAGGUCACCCCCUCCUGAUGCCAUGACCACAGGCUUCGAGCCCACAUUGACAACAGACAAUUGGUUCAAUAACUACCCACUGAGCAGCUCCGACUUCUUUUGGGCACAGCUCCAGAUGGAGGAGAUUCAACUGCGGGACAUCUCUGACGAAGCACUGCUGAUGGCUGAUCAACAUGGCCGAACUGCUUUCCAUACUGUGGCAUGUGACGGCAGGAGGACACUGACCUACGCAAUCGCAAAAAGGAUGGCUGCACUCAACAGCUUAGACCUAAAAGAUUCGGAUGGAAUGACUGCCCUCCUCCUUGCAGCCAAGCACAACCAUCACCUGAUAGUAGAGGACCUGAUACAAUUUGGUGCUUGUGUCAGUGAAAGAAACAACUCAGGAAAGUCCUGCCUUCACCUUAGUGCUGAGAAAGGUUUCAUCCGAGUUCUUGAGGUUCUAAAACGUGCUAUGAUGGAUGGUGUGUACAUUGAUGUUGAAGCCACCGAUAAGUAUGGAAUGAGUGUUCUUCAGUGUGCUUCGGUGGCCCUCAAGGUGACAUUGCAGCAACUAGAAAUAAGCAAGAGCCUCAAUCAAACCAGACUCCACAUGCUCCGCAAGGAACAGCUCCUAGAGACCCUGGAGUGUGUGCUGCAAAUGGCUAGCUACUCUCAUACCAUGGGGGCCUUGGGUAUGAACGCUUAACCCACAGGAUGUCACCUGGUAAAGACCCGACGGUAAUGGUCCGAGUAUGAACAGGCUUGGUUUGUGAUAAAGACUACCAUUAAUAGUGUAUUCUCCCAUGAAUCCAGUCAUGUUAUGUAGCGCAUCUAAGGUUGUGUUAAUUUAAAUAUCAGAUUUGGAAUCUGGUCUUUUAAAUUCUUCACUACGUUUAGGUGCCCAUUUGGUCGGUUUCUGUGAAACUUAAUGGUUUGCUACGUUUGAGUAACAACUUGCCUUCAGUGUGUGAUCCAAUUUUAUGGAAUGCUGCUUUUACAUAAUGUUGUCUCGCUUUUAUGUGGUAUGUUGGUGUACUAUGUAACUAGGAACUACUGCUUUUGGGUCAAGGUACAAAUCCAACAAAACAGUCAUUUCUACCGCUAACCAUGUACUGUACUAUCCCAAACAAACAUCUCAAAUCCUUCGGAGUAGAUGAGUUAGUACAGUAUAUAUGACUUUCAACAAUUUGACAUAAGCAGACAGUUUAAUUGACUAUCUAAAUAACAUUAAUUGAACUCAUAAUGCUGGUUGGUACAGUUCUGGACAUUUUAUAACCGUGUCAAAUACCAUUCAAUUUCAUGAAGUUGACGAGAUUGCAUUGCUGUUUCUUCACCCUCAUCCAUUUUUAUUAUUUGCUACAAUUUCCAUCAUGGCUAAUCUUGAUAUACAGCAGAGCUAAUAGAUCUACAACCAUAAUGCUGGAUCGUGAUCAUACAUUUGUAAAAGAAGGCAUAAUACUGUGUGUAAAAUAUUAGCAUUAGUUAGCAUUAAUAUCAUUUUUGUAAUUUAAUUGGGAAUUGUAUGUUUGUUGCUCAUUUACAACUGUCAAACAGUUAAAGACACUUUUGGACUAAGAGCACACUUUUUAACAUUGUUAUGUGAUACAUGAGCGAUUACCAACACCUUUGUCUGCCUACAAUGCAAUAAUUUGAAGUUGCUUUUGAAUCUUUUAUGACAUUUUGAUUUAAACAGUAUCGGUAUUUGUACCAAAUUAUUACUAUUAUAACUAGAAGUUGGUUUCAUUGAUUUUCUACGAAAGGACAUAUUUGUAAGCAUGUUUUAUGAGAGCAUAAAGACAAUCUUUUGAUUACUGGGAUUUUGGCAUAACUAUUAAUUUGUUAUCAUCAUUAGAUGGUAUUGUCAAGUUGAAUUUUAUUUUGGCAGGUAUAAAAAGAAUGCAGGAUUGUUUUAUGUAUUAUAUUAUUAUUUUCUGUGACAAUGACUCUUAAGUGAUGU